AUGAAAAACGACGAAACGUCUUUGUCGUCUUCAGCUUGUUUUAAUAGCGUGAAGAUGAAUAAAAAAAAUUGUCAAUGGAAUUUGCUUGUGGCAUGUAAUGAAGGUUUGAUUGGAUAUCAUGGAAACGUGAUCCAACGGAGUAAGACGAUUUAUUCUGACGACGGCAAAUUCGAAGAAAUAAAAGAAUAUUCAGCAAUGAGCGAGGCUCCGGAAGUAGACAAAUCGCAACCUGAAUAUCAAUUAACAUCAUUACUUGAACAUAUUUCCAUUCAUAUUUUAUUAUUAAUAUUUGUUCUGCUGAAAUUCAGUGAACAACAAUUUUUUUUCUUUCUCCAUCUCCAUCUCCAUCUCAAUCAAAAGCAACAUCAUUGUUGGCAGAAUGAAAAGAGAUUUCCUAUUGAUAUUAAUAAUGAAUGUUCGAAGCCAUAUCGAAUAAUCUGA
Clunio marinus is the source of this 441-nucleotide messenger RNA. NCBI's taxonomy places the organism in Eukaryota, Metazoa, Arthropoda, Insecta, Diptera, Chironomidae. The record is from the annotation of a GenBank genome assembly.